GGGACGAAAUGGCGGCCCCGCCUCAGCCUGGGCGGGACCGGCAGGGGCGGAAGGCGGUGGCAGCCGCUGGGACCGCUCGUCCCGUCCCUCCUCCUCCCAUCAGCAUCGCUGCGGGGAUGCUCGGCAGCACGGCCGGCGGCGACCCCCGCUCGGGUCCCCCCAAGCGCUUCCCAGUGGCGGCGGUGGAUGAGAUCCUGAGGGAUGUGCUGGGCAGCUGCCUGAGGGAGCAGCAGUACGAGCCGGCCCGGUGCAGGGACAUGGCGAAGGACAUCGCUGAGGUUAUUAAGGUUCGGGUAAAAGACCUUAUGAUACCGAGGUACAAGAUUGUUGUGGUGACACAUAUUGGGCAGCUGAAUGAGCAGAGCAUGCAAAUUGGAAGCAGGUGCCUGUGGGAUCCUGCGAGUGAUACAUUUGCAUCCUAUGUGUUCAAGAACACUUCGCUGUUUGCUCUUGCAGUAGUCUAUGCUGUCUAUUUUGAAUAAGGAGGUAGUGGAGUUUAACAGCAGGAGAAAUGAACAUUCAGGCUCACUUUUCCUGUUUCUGUUGUUGAAAACGGUUGUGAAGGACCAAGGCAGCUUUCACCUGUUUUGAAAUGUGGCUACCUUAAGCCUUUUGGUGGUGAAUGUGAUAACUAUUUCCCAGAGCUUUCUCUGAGGAGUGAUUCUCUGUGAAAUGCUGGUUUGCACCUGAUUCUACCUGCUUUCAGAACCAGCUAUCCCUGUAGUAUUUUUCUCCCUGAAUUUGCCCUCACUGUGUGAUCCACAAGUAGAAAUCACAUUUUUGGAAAGCAAACCAAAAUAGAUUUAAAACUGUCCCCAUUAAAUGGUGUUUGCAGUCAGUCAAGCACGUCCCAGGCCCUGUGGUCCUGACUGUGCACGUGCUGUGCUGCAGAUCCUGCGUCCUGUCAAGCUGCGGUAGCUGGGUGCUGUGAGUUAUCCUGCCCUGCCUGGGGGGGGCUGGGGGAUCCUCCAAACCUUCCUGCAAGCCCCGGAGAUUCGGGAGGGCAGCAGAGAGUGCGGGAUACAGGAACUUUGCUUGCUGGGGGUUGGUCUGGCUGGCCCUGAGCCCCAAGAAAAGCCCCGAGUGCUGAGAAGUUGGCCCGGAGACAGUAGUUCUGCUUGGAGAAGACUGGCUCUGUCCCAUAGUGUUUGAAAUAAAGUGAAAAACGUCUUCAAAUUAUAUCGUGUUCAGGUGCAUGAGGAAGAGUGUAGCCAACAUGUCGAGGGGAGUGACCGUGCACCUCUACUCUGCCCUGGUGAGGCCCCAUCUAGAGUACUGGGUCCAGUUCUGGGCUCCCCAAUUCAAGAAGGACAAGGAAUUACUGGAGACAGUCCAGUGGGGUUACAGAGAUUCUGAGGGGACUGAAGCAUCAGAAAAGGCUGAGAGAGCUGGGUUUGUUCAGCCUGGAGAAGAGAAGCUGAAAGGGGAUAUUAUUGAUGCUGAUAAAUAUCUCCAGGGUGGGUGUCAAGAGGAUGGACUAGACUCUGUUCAGUGGUGCCCAAUGACAGGGCAAGGGGCAAUGGGCACAAACUGAAACAUGGCAAGUUGCACCUGAAUAUGAGGAGAAACUUUGCUGUGAGGUGCCAGAGCCUGGAACAGGCUGUCCAGAGUGGGUGUGGAGACAUUCAAACCCAUCUGGAUGUGAUCCUGUGCGGCCUGCUCUGAUGACCCUGCAACCCCAACCACUCUGUGAUCCGAAUAUAUAGAUCUAUCUGGGCCCCUGUACUGAAGGUGCUUGAAUCUAGCAAAAACCCCUUUAGUUGGGCUUCUCAGCUGAUACCUGCCUAUAGAUAAGAGGAGAAACAUAGCCCUCUGAGCUCCCAAGUGUAUGCCCAGUCUCCCUGGGUGCAAAUUAACUCUGUGCUAGGCAGGACCUUGGGCAGAUGUUACUGGAAGCAGCUGGAAUAGGGAAUAAAGCCACGUUUCUGCCUGCCCAGCGUGGGGGCUGGUGCUGACUGCUCGGGCUCCCCAGCUGUUCCGAGGUCUGAGUGACAGGCCUCCCACGGGACACGCUGCCCCGAGUUUUCUGCACCACCUUGGCUUUAUUCUGAGCUGAAAACAGACUUUUUGCUGCCCACAUUUCACAGCUGAAACCUGCCGUUGGGUUUUCUUAAGUAAGACAAGCAUCUAAUAAAUUGCUUCGUUUAUUACACUUUAUGUGCAAAGCUGAAACUAGGAGAGUAGUUAGAUGGGAAAAAAUAUUUGUAUUCUUGUCUAAGAGUAUAAUUCUAGAUGCUGUAAACACUUUGUGGAAUCCAGAGAAACCAACCUGAACUGUCACUGCAGCUGUUUGUACUACAAUAUUUAACAAUCAGCCUUUACUCCUUAGUGUGCUCCAAAGAAUAAAACUACAGUGAAAGUG
Columba livia (rock pigeon) is the source of this 2362-nucleotide messenger RNA. RefSeq names its product dynein light chain Tctex-type family member 5 (gene DYNLT5). Lineage: Eukaryota; Metazoa; Chordata; Aves; Columbiformes; Columbidae. The record is from RefSeq and is a predicted model, not a curated record. Gene Ontology annotation, cellular component: cytoplasm; cytoplasmic dynein complex. Gene Ontology annotation, molecular function: dynein intermediate chain binding. The transcript has 3 exons. Gene Ontology annotation, biological process: microtubule-based movement. Bases 9 to 482 code for a protein of 157 amino acids.